AUGGACACAGGGGACAUGUCCAACUAUCAGUCCAACGGAGAGUUUGACCUGGUGAAGUUCACGGCGGCCAAGAACAUCGCUUACUACUCUUGCUGUCCAGAGCCUUACUCGGACAUAACCUUCACCAUCAAGCUCAGGCGGCGACCAAUGUUCUACGUGUUCAAUCUCAUCCUGCCCUGCGUGCUUAUAAAUGGCAUAGUGAGUGUCAGGAGCGUGAGCAACGCGCAGGCAGAUACACAUGCUCAGGUGUCAUUCUCAGGGGUCACCACAGAGAAAAGCAACCUCCAACGUCUGGUCUUCUACCGUUCCUCAGUCACACUCAUUACAAGCAUUUCGGUAGGAAUAACUGUCUCUCAAAUGUUGGGUGAGAGCACACUGCUCUACCACGUGCCUCUCCUUCUGCACCUCACCCCACGGGCACAGCCGCUCUUCCAACGUUGGGACUUCCGGUGUUUGGACUUUGGCUGUAGAUUGGAGGUUAAAUCACGUCGGCCGGGCAGGGGGUUCCCUGAACAGGCAGCUCCUCGUCUGCGCAUGCGCAGUGCUUCCAGUUUGACGUUGUCAUGA
Molecule: messenger RNA, 567 nt
Organism: Scylla paramamosain (green mud crab)
Lineage: Eukaryota; Metazoa; Arthropoda; Malacostraca; Decapoda; Portunidae
Product: neuronal acetylcholine receptor subunit alpha-10-like
Exons: 5
Coding region: 1-567 (188 amino acids)
Biological process (GO): monoatomic ion transport
Cellular component (GO): membrane
Molecular function (GO): extracellular ligand-gated monoatomic ion channel activity
Source: RefSeq, a predicted model, not a curated record